AAGUCAAUGUGUAAGACCGUUAGUUAUAAUCUCCAUCUCUCUGAGCCUGAGGACCAUGUAAAAGAUCAGCAGUGGAUAUAUAAAUCGAUGGAGAGCCCUCCAUGCAGCAGGUCGCUAGUACUAAUUUCAUUCGGCUGAACAGACGUCAUUGCUGAAGAAGAAGAAGAAGUAAUUAACAGGGAUUAGGAGGGUGUGUGGCCUUAACUGGGCUUGCAAUUGGGGCGCCAUGGCCGGAGGGGGAGGGAAAGCCAAGCCGCUGGAGUUCACGCCGACAUGGAUCGUCGCGUCCGUCUGCUCCGUCAUCGUCAUCAUCUCCCUGCUCUUCGAGCGCUUGCUCCACCGCUUAGGCAAGAGGCUGAAGCAGAGCCGCAAGAAGCCGCUGUUCGAGGCGCUGCUCAAGGUGAAGGAGGAGCUGAUGCUGCUGGGGUUCAUCUCGCUGCUGCUCAACGUGCUCCAGGGCCCCAUGGGGAAAGUCUGCGUCGACCGGAGCGUCAUGCGCCACCUGCUACCCUGCAAGCCGCCGCCACGGCAGCUGAACAAGACAAAGCACCUCGGUGUCGACGCCGUGUUCACCGCCGUGGUGGGCGGCGCGAGGCGGCUCCUGGCUGGAGCAAGCGCCUCCGAUGACUACUGCCUCAAGAAGGGCAAAGUUCCAAUACUUUCAGCUGAAGCUGUUCAUCAGUUACACAUAUUUAUCUUCUUUUUGGCGGUCACUCAUUUCUUUCUCAGCGCCGUUACAGUUCUACUAGGAAUUGCGCAGACGAGAAAUUGGCGACAUUGGGAGAAAAAGAUCCAAGCAAAUGAUGAGAGUGCUCCUGAAAUGAUCAAGCAUGUUCAAGAAUUCAAAUUUAUUCAAGAUCACUUUAAAGGUCAUAGAAGACGGUGGAGGAUAUUUGGCUGGAUGCGUUCCUUCUUCAAACAAUUAUAUGGAUCGGUCACUGUGGCAGACUACACAACAAUGCGACUUGGUUUCAUCAUGAAACAUUGCAAGGGGAACCCAAAAUUUAACUUCUACAAUUACAUGAUUAGAGCAUUGGAGGCUGAUUUCAAGAAGGUUGUUGGUAUUAGUUGGUACCUUUGGGCUAUGCUGAUGAUAUUCUUAUUGUUGAAUGUUCAUGGAUGGUAUGUCUACAUUUGGAUAUCGGUGGUGCCGUUCAUUAUGCUACUUCUCGUAGGAAGCAAGAUGGAGCACAUCAUUACCGAAUUGGCUUAUGAGGUUGCCCAGAAGCAUACGGCGAUUCAAGGGGAUUUAGUAGUAGCUCCUUCAGAUGAUUUCUUUUGGUUCCACCGGCCUAAAUUGGUCCUUCUAUUGAUCCACAUUGUCCUAUUCCAAAAUGCAUUUGAAAUUGCAUUUUUCUUGUGGUUGUUGGUAACAUAUGGCUUUAAAUCAUGCAUCAUGGGAAAACCAGCGUAUGCUAUUACUCGAGUUGUCAUAAGUGUUGUCAGCCAACUCCUUUGCGGUUACAGUACCCUACCGCUUUACGCAAUCGUCUCUCAGAUGGGGAAUUCUUUCAAGAAGUCUAUAUUUGACGAGAAUGUGACUGAAGGCCUCGUUAAUUGGGCCGAAAAGGCUAGGAGACGCACAAGAAUCCCAAACAACUCAAGUGUAGGUGCAAGUAGUUCACCAAUUGAUGGGGUGAAUGGUGGGGCGAUUCAAAUGGCAAAUACACAGGCCAACUCAUCGGCGGAGGAAGGGACUGCCAGGCUAGUAUAGUUGCAUACAAAGUUGCAAAUACAGAGGGCUGUACAGGAGUACCAUUUCGGCGAAUUGUACAAUUAAUUUUACUUGUGCAAUGGAAAUUUUACUAAAAAUGCGAGCUGAAAACUUUGCGCUU
Brachypodium distachyon (stiff brome) is the source of this 1835-nucleotide messenger RNA. RefSeq names its product MLO-like protein 1. The transcript has 13 exons. The record is from RefSeq and is a predicted model, not a curated record. Gene Ontology annotation, biological process: defense response. Bases 227 to 1714 code for a protein of 495 amino acids. NCBI's taxonomy places the organism in Eukaryota, Viridiplantae, Streptophyta, Magnoliopsida, Poales, Poaceae. Gene Ontology annotation, cellular component: membrane.